CGCGACUGCGGCCUGGCGAGCCGUGACGGGGCCUCAGCGUGAGGGAAGUUCAUAGAAUCACAGAAUCCCAGUUUACAGGUGAUGAAACGCUGCCACACAUCUUCCAGUAAAAUGGGCGAGACCACUGGUGGAUCAGCAAAAAAGUCUAAAUCACAAAAUCAACAAGGGCCUUCCAGCCAAAAAAAGAGAACAGAGAGAGAAGGAAGAAAACAAGAUCAAAAAAGAAAGCACAUCACUCAGACAGUCAAAAGAAAAGCUAAGGAACAUGGGGACUAUUCCCCUGCAGAAGAAAAAGGUUAUUCAAAAAAGGUGAAGCUAACCAGUGCUAAAACAGGAUCUUGGCAGACACUCUCAGAGACCAGUAGGCAGUUUCUGGAAACUGUAAUGGAUUCCUUAAUACUAUCUGUUUUGUGCCAACAAGGUGAAAGGAAAGAUGAUGUUCAGAAGCACCUCAAUUUACUGAGAGAAAAGGUGCUGAGAUUUUUCAAGACUUUAAAGGUGCCUCCAGGGAUGCUGGGCAACCUGAAAAACAUCCCAAGCCUUCAAAUGGCAGAGAAACAAAUGUUUGAGGCAAGCAAAGAGUCUUUGGUACAAUUGCAGGAAGAAAUAAAAGAAGCUGAGCAAUCAGCAGAACGCACUGAAGAAGCUAUGCUACAACUACAGCACAAAAUUCAGGUGCUCAGGAACCAGUUAGAGGAAGAUGAAAAAAAGGCCAGGAAGGUAUUCCAGGAAAAUGGCAGAGGUGAACUCUACCUUCCAGAACUCCCCAAGCACAGUUUACAGACACCCACUUUGCAGGAAGAAAUGCUGAAGAUGGAAAAUCAGAAUGGUCUUUUACAGGAUAUGAACAUUAUUCAGCAGUCAGCUGACUUGAAGAACAUGUUAACCCUCAUUGAAAAGACCUAUGAGAAGGUGGACUGCCUUUGAGAAACUGAAAUAUGUGGAGUCUUCUUUGAGGAAGAUAACCUAGGGCAGCACUCUGUUAAUGUAGAGUGACAGGAUGCUGAUCACGGAAACAGUGUUUUCUUCCUAAUAGCUUUACUGUUGAGACUGCUGAAUUUCUGUUAAAACAUUUUCUAUGGAUAUUGGUAUAUAAAUCUGUAGAUGCAUUCUGGGAUUCUAGUGAUUUUAGUGGUCAGUUGAGGAUUUUUGUUUUUCUGGGCUUCUGACAACUUCUAAUGAUGAUAUAUACUAUCUUAGGAGAAGGGAGGGAAAUGGAUCCUAGGUUUAUUUGGGCAUUUUUAUAGAAUAAGACAACCUAUUCCACUAUAUUUUGACUUUUAUAUCAUAUUAAUAAAUCGGUGAAGGCAGGAUCUUUUGACAAACUAAUUUUUGUUUUGGAGUUAAAUUGCUUUUAAACCUGAAACACAUAUAAAAAGAUGAUUAUCUAAUGUUCAGUUACAAAUUCCCUGUUCAACUUUCUUACCAUUUUUUAAUAAAAACAUCUGGCAGAAAACUGAAUAAUUUUUAUCAGGUGUACAGGAUUUUCUUUACAUUUUCAUAAUUGCUGCUUAAACCAGGUGUGAAUGUCUUUUUUUUUUUUUUUUUUCUUUUUAUCCAGAUGGUUAGGGAAAGCAGAUAAGAUUGUUAGAGCAAUGCUCUAACCCGAAUUGUGUACUUGCCUUAUAUUUCAUUAACUGUCAGAUAUUCUUCAGCUUCAGAAGAAAAAAAAAAAAAAGUCAAAAAUCUGUUUUCAAUGCACUUUAAUCUCUCCUCUAUUUUGCCAUGAUAGAACUUCUCCCUUAAAAGACUCAGUUACUCAGUGCUUGCUUCAGUCAAAUUAUCUGCUAGGAGACAGCAGUGCUCUUUACAUUGCUUUAUUGUGCAAACACUAUUUUGUUUACAAACUGCUGGUACUCUUAAUGAGACAUGACCUAAUUAUCUCUAUUCUCCUAUGAGAGAUUAAAAACCUCUCUGUAGUUGCUACAUGUAGGAGAAUCAGACUCAGUACUUGCUUGCUUUAUACUGAAUUACAUGAAAAGGUAUAGAAAUAUUUAGAAAUUCUCAAAUUUCUAGGCACUCCGCAAGGGGAGCAUUUACUGACAUAACCACUACCCCAAAGUAAUUUAAUCCAGAUUGUGGGUUAAUGAUUUUCCUGCAUGCCAGCUAUCUUAAUUUUUGUUAAGGAGAGAAAUACUCCUUUUCUUUUAAGGAUGAUCUACAUGCCAGCAAUUUACUAUGUGGGUUUAGAAUUUCAUGAAUCAUAUAGGUACCCUUUUUUUUUUCUUUUUUUUUUUUUUUUUUAAAGUAUGGAGAAAGGUAGUAAGUAGGAGCCAGAGAUUUGAUAUAGCUUCCAUACAAGGAAAGUUGAAAUAGCAGUAACUUAAGAAGGAAAUAAUAAAGUAUUUUAUGAAAGCAUUGAGUAGGGAUUGGUUACUCACUGCUUUUUACAGUGUAGGAAUGAGGGAGUAGGCAAUAAAUUCUUUUAAGUGUAACAGUGCCAGCAGGUUAUGUAAGCUGGAGUGUACAAAUAGGUGUGAAAAAGAAGUAAACAAAUAUAUGAAUUAUGUGUCUAUCAGACAAUUAAAUGGUUUAAACAUGGUUGUGAUACAUUGUUGAUUUACUUUUGAUCACACAUGCUGACUCUGAAAGACAGGGUACUGAAGUAGGAUGGAUUUUUUUCUUAGCUCUUUGCAGCAUUUCUCAUGUUUCCCAACGAAAGCCUGUAUCGUAAGACCUUUUGCAAAUUAUUCCUGUGUGGUCGGCAUCUGGAGUUGAGAUUUAUGGUCUCUUCCCUUCCUUUCAAAUCUAGUUGUUUAAAUCGAUGUGUCAUGCUCAAAACAGUGUUUAAAUGCAAAGAGGAAGCGCUCCUUGGGGGGGUGGUGGUAUAAUGCCUUUUAUAUAUGUUAAAUGCUCUUCCUCUGUUAUUCCUAAACCCAGUUUUGUCUAGUACUGGGUCUUUAUUUCCUGAGCUGAUUGUUGGUGAUGUCUUUGUAGCCAAGGGGUCUCCUAAGCCAAGCCUCUUCUCUUGCCAUCCUCACUGCUUUCCCGUGUCCCAUUGCUGUACCCUGUAGCUGUAUGCUGCACCGUGUCCCCCAUCUCCAUUUCUGAAGGCCUCUGCUAUCAUACUCUGUAUUUCUCUGUAGCGCAUCAUUAUAUUGAUCAUAAAUAUCUCAUUCGCUGUAGAAU
Athene cunicularia (burrowing owl) is the source of this 3129-nucleotide messenger RNA. It is a transcript of the gene CENPQ, whose product is annotated as centromere protein Q. The transcript is spliced from 9 exons. Bases 82 to 927 code for a protein of 281 amino acids. Lineage: Eukaryota; Metazoa; Chordata; Aves; Strigiformes; Strigidae. The record is from RefSeq and is a predicted model, not a curated record.